GAAAUCCCCAGCCUUAUAGUUUCACUUUCAUUUGGCUUUAUAUAAACUGCCACUCUUCUGUUCUCGAUCAUCAUCUUCAUUGCAGUAGUUCUACAAAUAUGUUUUUUCAACUCGUCUGGAUUCUAGCUGCCUCCGUGCAAUGUGGGCUCACACAGGAUAGGCCUACCCAUGAAGUGAAGUCAGUUUGUGGAGAGGACUCAAUUCUGAAAUGUAAAGCAAUAUGUAAGCCUGGGGUCCAAUACCGGGCGGUGAGGUGGUACAAGCUGGGUGAGGAGCCCUCUAAUAAGGAGUCUGGUCUAUUGAUGAAGAGGCUAUCAUCACCUAAAAGCACCACCCAAUGGUACGCCGGUCUGGAGCGUGAAGUGGAACUUUUGGCUGAUAAUUCUUUCGAUAUCUUCCUGCCCAAUGUAACGGCUGUUGAUAGCGGGAGGUACAAGUGUCUCCUGGCAGCACCUGUAGGAGAGCAGAACCAGGAGGGGCAGGUUCACCUCAGAGUGACAGGUUGCCUUGAGUCCACAGACCAAUCAGAAGAAAGGGAUACCAUUCUAGUUCUUUCCAUUGUGGGGAUUGUGGCGGCAUUGCUGAUAUUCACCAUCAGCUAUGUCAUCCUAAGGAAUAUGUUAUUGCAAAGGAGUAAGAAGUAUCCACAAGAACCACUUCUAGAUGCACCCCUUGAGAAGAAAGAUUUAAUGUUGAUUUACACUCUGGGGCCAAACUGGUCGAGACAGGGUUCCAUAAAACAUGUCUGUGUGUGAGAGCCUGUUCUGCUAGUUUGGGCUCAUUGUAUACUUGAACGUAAAGAGGAAAUGCAGAGAAAGACUAGGGCACGUUUGAAGCUGUGCAAGGAGCCUAAGAGUUAUGUCUACUUUCCAAGAGAAGAAUUCAUCUUUAGAGCAGAUGGAGGCAGACAACCCUCUGGCCGGUCCUGUAGAACUAAGAUGUUUACGCUUUUCAAAGAAAUGAAGCAGAAACAGUAACCUACACCCUUUCACUCAGGCAGCCAAACAGCAGUACAGCCAGGCUAGAGCAGCAGUUCUCCAGCAACGAGUGCCUGUCUGCAGAAUCCACGUGUCUGUGAUGCGCAAAGAGCAGGGCCUUGUGAGGGGACUCCAUGAUCUAAGUCCCAAGAUCUAACCCCAACAAGGAACUUCAGGAAAGGGAGAAGGAAUAAUUCAUGAUAAGGUGUCAUUCUGCAGGGUCGCUCCAUGGCAAUGUUGGGGUUAAUUCCAUUUGCAUUGCAGUCAAUUGAAGUUGACAUUGAUGUUGAACUGGAAAAUUACCAAUGUGUACUACAUGGCAUUUCAUGUCUAAUUAAAUUCCUGUAUUGACUGGUAAUGACAUGGAAUUGAUCUGAGCACUGUUUUAUGGGGCUCCCGUGUUGGAAGGAUUUGGUGGGACACGCUGGACUCUGCACAGAGAGAUGAAACCAACCAAUACGGCAUUCCAUAUGAGCCAAGCAAAUCUCACACGAACUCUAAUGUUCAGGCAUUAUUGAUACGUUUUUGUUAUUUUGUGAGGCCAAAACAGUAUUUUAUUAAUCUUGUAUGCAGAACCCAAAAAUAUUAUUUUCCUCCAAGCAUUAUGAAAGUGGGCUUUGGUGAAUAUUUGUUUUUUGAACAUGAUCAGCAAUUGUGUGUACACAUUGAAAAUAGUCGUAAAUCAUAUUGUAACGUAAUGUAUCUGAUGUACAUGUGCUAUGGUUCUUAGAUAAAUGUUCUUUAACUUUUUCUUAA
Oncorhynchus kisutch (coho salmon) is the source of this 1733-nucleotide messenger RNA. Its product is annotated as CD83 antigen-like. The record is from RefSeq and is a predicted model, not a curated record. NCBI's taxonomy places the organism in Eukaryota, Metazoa, Chordata, Actinopteri, Salmoniformes, Salmonidae. The transcript is spliced from 5 exons. The coding region runs from base 99 to 755 and encodes 218 amino acids.